CCGUGCAUUACCACAAUAUGCGCGUUGGCAGGUGCUUGCCGCCAUUUAUCCGACACGCGCGGCACCAACGAGUCUAUUCGACUCACAGACGAUUGACGAACUAAACGCGACAGUCGACACUCGCACGUCCCUUUUUUAACAGAUUAAAAAUAAUCAUGUAACAUGUGUAUGUGGUUCAAACUUUUUUGUGAUAAAUUAUAUUAAUGAAUCUCCCAAGCGUUUGUACGUGCCGAUAGAGAGAACGGUUCUUUUGACCACGAUGACGUCAUAAGGUUGAGAAUGCUGCAGAGAUGUACUGCUGCAGGCUAGCAUGGCCCUGCUGCUGUUGCUGGUGGCAGUCGCGGGCGCAACGAGCCUCGGAGACCUCACGAGAAAGGAUUCUGGAGACGUCUUCACUAUACUUGAUGGUGAAUGUGGUGCUGCAAGAUGCGCGGAGCACGGAGCUGGAAAAGGCGUAGAAGACCUCGAGUGCUCCUGCGCGUGUCCCCAACGAGCUCCCCUGUUCAGAGAGGACAGGGAAUUGUGUGUUGACGACCUACCAGAAUGCUCCCUCGCAACUUUCGGCACUGGUCUUGGCACGCAGAGGAUACCCUUCGUUUAUCUCCCAUUGAAGGGUCAAAUAAUCCAUCCAUCCAGAGAAAUUACUUUUCAAAAUGUCAAGACUCCAAUAUGCGCAGUUUCGGGAGCACAGUUUUUAACACGAAAGGGAUUCCUCGAUCUUAGGAAUACACUCGACGCUGAUGUUCCGUUUAAUUUAUUCCGUGAUGAAGGCAGAACAUUUCUUCAGUGGAGUGGGGAGGACGAAGUGCGCAAGCGCAUGUCAGGUCGUAUGAUGGUGGUCAGGCUGCUGUGUCGUGAUAUAUCCGCCGCAGCGUCUUCGCCGCUCGACCUUCGUGGAGUAUUCACGCCAUGCGUUGCAUUCAGAGUCCAGGGAACACCGCCUCGACAUUCCAAUAAUAUAACCGAAGUUCAGUUUGCACCAAACGUACAGACAUCAGAAGGCUCGACAGCGACUGGUUUAACUGUAUCAGAAUAUAUAGCCAUUGGUAUCAGUUCCUUGCUUUUAGGUUUAAUUUAUGUAGCAUCUGUAUUUUUAUAUCUACACAUUAAAAAGAAAAGGAAUGCAACGGCAAAAGAGAACGGCUUAAGAAAACUUAAAGGACUGAAAAAGGAUGGCUUGACUAUAACGGAACGUGAUAUAAUAAGGAUAAACAAUGAACGUAUACAAUCCCUGCCAAAUGUUAUGGGUCAAGAUGACGGUGUUGUCAAAAAAAAUCCACUAUUGAGUGUAGGACGGCAGUUUGAUAACAAAACGUUUCCUAGUGAUCUCUCUGAUUCAGAUGAUUUUGCGGACACUUUGCGCAAGGAUGAUAAUUCCUGCCAUAAUCAACUAACAUCAGCAGUGAUACACAGACAUAUAGACUUGAAAUGUGAUAAUGUAGAUCAUCACAGAGAAGAGAGUAUUGAAAGAUUACCAGACGAACAUGUCAGCAUUGUAGAAACUAUAGAUGAUAGAGAAAUAACGCGACCGGUUGGAACCACACGCCGGAAACUUUACUUCAACCCAGCAUACUUUGAACCACAACUAAUGGCUGAUCCCCCUCCUGCAGCUAUUGAGUUUCUCUCAAAAAUUCGAGAAGUAAUAUCAAUCGCUAAGCAAAAGAUGGCAGCAAAACGUUUUCAUCCAGUGCUAAACGAAAUACCAGAAGAAGAAACAUAUCCUUCAAACGCAAACAGCAUAGAUAUGUACCACGGCGUGGGGAGCCAACGUAGUGGCAGCCUUGUUAGUUUGAAAAGAGAAAAUAGCAGGAAAAGAUCAACAAAUUGUAUGGGUUGCCCAGGAUGUAAAAACAAUGUAAGCAAUGAUAUUCAAAAUCUUGUUAAACAAAACGUUACAAAAUCAUGCACUAAUUGCUUCAACGAGAAAGGAGAGAAACAAAACAGUAUUCGGAAGUGGCUCGAAAACAUCCCAAAUGUCAAAAACUCACUUUUCUUCAACGAUAGUGACGCUCCAAACAAUUUAACGCAUUCACUGCAUGCCUUACCGAGCGAGGGAAGCCAAUGUAAAUUACAAAAACAAAAUAGCUUCUCCCAUGUGACGCACUCAACAGACAACCUCACGUCACACAGAUCCACAUCCCGUUCUGUGAGAUCUGAGCCAUCAUUAAGAAACUAUAAUAUACCUUUACCAGAAUUUAAUAGCGAAACCACUGAAAAUAACAACUACCUAACUAUGUCUCGUAUAAAUGAAUUAAAAAAUAUAGAAUUAAACGAAAGAGCGUUUGACGUACAAAAUGAAAGAGAAGUCUCGAGACAAAACAUGCAGACAUUGAAAAAUAAAAGUGGUUUACCCGACAUGGUCAACGAGGCUAUAGCACUUGAUCAUUUUUCAAAAUCUCUAUAUAAUACCAGCAGUUCAGAUGAGGAGAGAUGUUCUAGAAAUGCGCCAGAAAAAAGCAAUUCAGAUAGUCCUUCUGGAAACGAAUAUGAAACUGAUAGUCUUGAGAGGUCGUCUCAUAAGAGGAACAAAACUACGACCCUUGAUUAUCUUGAAGUACCGUCAUCUCAAGCUUCUCCGAGUUUAAGUACUGCUCUGCCGUUAGAAGAAGAACUAACUAUGAGAAACGCUGUUUACAAGACGCCCUCUAGUGGUAACAGUAAUACUCCGUCGCCCGAAGCACAUAUUGGCAUAGAAGAGAAUCACUAUGAGACUAUAGACGUUAAGAAAACUGACAAUAUCGAAGAAACGAUAGACAUUACGGUUAAGCCUAGUAAUAGUUACAGUUUAGUAAGCGAAGUAUACGUUAAUAAUAAUUACAAUUUUGGUAGUGCGCCUACUUCACCUAGUGGUUCGGAGUCUUCGAUGGGUAACAGAAAAUUGAUUCAAUUUAACAAUUCUGUAGCAAAACCUGGAUGUUUAACCAUAGAAUUAAAAGAUCCCCCUGAAAAUUAUAUCAAAAUUCACGAGUCGGAUGGCUUUGAACCAGACACUUUGGACCGUAAGCAUCUUAAACAUAAAGAAAGUGUAGAGAGUAUUCAAUUAGAUCGACAAGACUUCCUAACCGACUGUGACAAUUCCGAAAAAAGAGACAAAAAAAUUAAACUAGGAAGCAGCGAAACUUUCUGUAAAAAUAACGGACAAAAAGAGAAUAGUAACAAAUUUAACAGUUUAAGAAAUGACCACGAGCAUGGCUUUGAUCGAACUAAGUUGUCGCCUAUUUUGUACAGUGGUUCAAAAUCUCUUGAAACUGCAACUGAUGACACAUGGGAUGAUAACGCAGGUUGGAGUUCUGAGGAAGGCAGAAUAUUAACAUUAGAGCUUAGACACUCGAAGCGGCAACGACAAUCCACGCCACCGUCUAUAAAGCAAAUGAAAAAUUUGGCUCGACCUGAUAUUUUGCCUCCUCUACCGCCAACUGAGGACACCCCUAUAUACGAAAAGCCGACAAUCCCGCCAAAGAGGGUUCCAUACGGAAGCCCGGUACCACAAACCAUCACUGAAAAACGACAAAUAUUUCCGCGUAAUUCAAUAUCUUGUAGCUCAUUAAAAAUUGCAGAAACCGAUGAUAUGAAUAGUAUAAAAUUGUGCGAAAAUGAUCAAAGAUCAGAAAGUGGUCGUAACUGUAGGAGAGCAUCAAGCAGUUGUAGCAGCGUUGUAAAUACAAACACAUUCAUUAAAGGACAAAAAGCCGAGAGUAAUAGAACAAAAUUACGUCGCAGAAAAGGUUCCAACAUAGAAGAUUCCGGAUAUCUCAGCAGUGAUUCAACAUGUUCAAAACAGUUUCAAAGGAAAAUAGUAAUAGCGAAAAUUGACAGUUGUAGUGACAGUGACGAAACAGAAGACGAAGCUAGAAGUGAAUCAGGUGCAGAAAGUGUUGAAACACAUUCCGUAUAUUUUGGUAAUUGUCCUAGAUUACGUAAAAAUGAGGAGAGCAUCAAAAACACAAUUAAAACCACAAGGGACAGCAAACGCAAAGUUAUAGUUAAUAAUGAUGUAAAUAAUGAAUAAAAAAUGUUAAAUAGAAUAAAAUAUUAUUCCGUAGAUAUCAGUAGUCAAGUAAAAUACCUCUUGCGUAUUUAUUAAAUAAUAAGAAUUUUAUAGAAUAUAUUAUUAUAAUAUUAUCGUGUGUAAAUUUAUGACAUAAUGGCCGGUCGUGCAAUGCAAUAAUAGUGUAAUUAGCCUUAAGAAUUUUAUAUUAAUAAUAAUCUGUAAUAGUGCAUGAAAUGCAAUUAUAUUUACUAAAUAUUAUAUUUCUAAUUUCCGUUUUAAUAUGAUUGUGUAUUGUAUAGUAUCAUAAGAAUGGCUUCGUGCAAUAAAAUCAAUAUAAUUUAUUAUAUGACAAAGUUAUCUAAUGUAAAAUAACUUAAUUGGAGGUUAUAUUUUUAGUUAUGUAAAUAAAAAUUAUAGACAACUUUAUGAUAAUAUGAAUAAAAUAAGUAUUUUAAGUAAUUUAAAAUAUGUAUAUAUAUGAAGUUGUGGAGUCAGGCGGCAUAUUAAAGCUUCCUAGUACCUGACAAAUACAUAGAUUGCUCCGGAGAGAUUGCUCUCUGUUGUUCGCAGAGCGAAAUAUUAUUUUCAUUGUGAAAUGUUGGGAAUAACCAAAUGCCACGUUAUCAUGGUCUAAGCAAAUAAAAAACAAUAAAUCUAAGGCACAGGUGUUUUGUGACUUUAAUUAAAAGGUAGAAUAAAUUUGAUGAUACAUAUUUAUAACAAAAAUUUAAGAUUUUGUUUGAUUGAACUUUUUCCCGCCAAAAUAGUUACAACUAUGGUAUGUCAGUAAAAUGAUAAGUUAAAUUCUUGGUUUUUUCCAACAUUGAAGGGCAAGGUUGUGGGUUAUUUAUAUGUCAAUUAGGAUAACUUAUUAAUAAAAAAUAAGUUUUUUAUAGUUAUUGCUGAUGAAUGGUGCUAAUAGAAGGAAUAUUCGGGUAUUGAUAUUUAUAUUUUUAGUUAAAUUUAUUCGUAUGUUUAAAUUAGUGAAAAUCUAUAAUUUAUAAGGUAAUAAUAGGUUAUGUUGUCUUUGAAAUUAUAAUGCUCAAUUUUUUUAUAAUUUUAGGUAUUCGUUAACAUGUUUCUAUAAAUGCUCUCUUU
Danaus plexippus (monarch butterfly) is the source of this 5089-nucleotide messenger RNA. RefSeq lists its product as uncharacterized. Gene Ontology annotation, biological process: imaginal disc-derived wing hair organization. Bases 311 to 4009 code for a protein of 1232 amino acids. The record is from RefSeq and is a predicted model, not a curated record. Lineage: Eukaryota; Metazoa; Arthropoda; Insecta; Lepidoptera; Nymphalidae. The transcript is spliced from 10 exons. Gene Ontology annotation, cellular component: cell cortex.